Messenger RNA from Mycena indigotica, 2562 nucleotides. RefSeq names its product Ribosome biogenesis. Lineage: Eukaryota; Fungi; Basidiomycota; Agaricomycetes; Agaricales; Mycenaceae. The coding region runs from base 1 to 2562 and encodes 853 amino acids. The transcript has 7 exons. Gene Ontology annotation, molecular function: RNA binding. The record is from RefSeq and is a predicted model, not a curated record.
AUGUCUUCGACACUCGGAAAACGCAAAGAGCGCGAUCCCGAUGGGCAUGGUUCAACACUCUUUGUCUCUAACUUGCCUUAUACCGCGACCUCUACCGACCUCCAAACUCUAUUUUCUGACAUUGCACCUGUCCGCUCAGCCUUCGUAGUCACUGAAUCUGGAACCGGGGUGUCCAAAGGUGUCGGAUAUGUCUCGUUUACCCUUAAAGAAGAUGCAGAAUCGGCGUUUGAAACGAUAUCGACCAACGGAAUCUCAUUAGUGGGACGGAGUCUACGGGUACAGUGGGCAGAUUCGAAGGCAACUACUUUCUCCGUUCCCAAAGAAAGAGGUCCACGUCCAAAAGUAGACCACAAACCGACGAAAUUUACUACGCCCAUUGACCCUCUUGCCAUUCGUACCAUAAUCGUAUCAGGUGUCCCGUCCGGGGUCGAUUCGAAAACUCUAUGGAAAAAGUUCCGCAAAUGUCCUGGUGCCGUAAAAGUCGAUUGGCCAGUAACUGUCGACGAUAAAGAUGAUCCAACGUUGGCUCAUGUCUUAUUCUCUUCACCCUCUGAUGCACUUUCUGCUGUUGGCAAACUUCACGCCCAUGUUUUCAAAGGAAGUCUUCUUUCAGUGACCCUAAAAAAACGACAGGACGCGCUCUCCAAACCUCUGGGCAAGAAACUCAAAACUGCUGGUGCCCCCAGCCAUGCUAGUCGUCUGAUCGUUCGCAACAUCCCUUUCGACGCUACGGAACAAGAUUUGCGUGCUAUUUUCUUACCUUAUGGUCCUCUCUACUCGAUCCAUAUUCCUCUAGCCGACGAGACAACUGAAUCAUCUCCGCCCCGCACCAAGGGGUAUGGUUUUGUCUGGAUGCUGAGUAGAAAAGAUGCGGAGCGUGCAAUGGAGGCUUGUAAUGGAAUUACGCUCUCAGCAGGCGUGGCAGAGGAUUUGGUUUCUGACAAACAGAAGAAGAAGAAACAGCGUCGAGUGGAGAUGAAGUCCAAGAAACUAGCGGCCGAGGAGAUGGAAGAGGACGAUGAGCAGGAAACAGGGCAAAAUAAAAGGGCACGAGUCAUCGCUGUCGAUUGGGCACUAAGCAAGGAUCGAUGGCAGGAAGCACAAGAAAAGCAGGUCGCCGACCAAGACAUGGAAACCGAGUCCGAGAGUGACUCUGACAGCGACUCGGAAGACAGUCAUGUCGGGGUCCACGAUGGCUCCGACAGUGACCAAGAUGAUAGCGAGAAUGAAAAUCAAGAGAUAGGAAAGCCGCAACUUCCUUUGCCUGAAGAAGGCACGACCUUGUUCGUCCGCAAUGUGCCAUUUAUUGCGACAGACGAUGAACUGCGAAUAUUGUUCCGUGCAUUUGGACCACUGCGAUAUGCUAGAGUGACAAUGGAUCCAGAGACUGGGCGAUCCAGAGGGACCGGUUUUGCUUGCUUCUGGAAUAAGCAAGAUGCGGAUAAAGUAAUCGAACAGAGUGACCUUCUUCGAUUAGAAGCGACAGGAUCAGAGCAACCCCCCAAAAACCCCUUUGCAAUGCCGUCUCUUCUUACUGCUGACCCCUCAUCCACUCUUGCUCAAAGCCUCGUUUUGCAUGGUCGAACUCUCGAUGUUGUUCGUGCCGUGACCCGAGAUGUUGCCACAAAGCUGAAAGAAGAGGGCGAGCGGAAAAGAGAAAAAGCAGACAAAAGGGACAUGUACCUGUUACGUGAAGGAGUUAUUCUGGCCAAUACUCCUGCCGCCGAGGCACUCUCAGCAGCCGACUUGGAGCGACGAACUACGUCAUUCAACACUCGCAAAGCCCUUCUCAAGUCCAAUCCUGCGUUAUUCAUCUCUCGCACUCGGCUGAGCGUUAGGCAAAUUCCUCUAUUCGUGACAGAGCGUGGCCUGAAACGCCUUGCCAUCCAUGCUGUCCGCGCAUUCCAGGACGACGUCAAAAAUGGAACGAGACUGGAAUUGAGCACCGAUGAACUUGCGGAGCCGGAUUCUGAUGGCGAAGAACCCAAGAAGCUGAGCAAAAAACAGCUCUUCGGGAGACGGACCGGCGUCAAGCAAGCCAAAAUUGUACGGCAAUCUGAACGAGUCGAUCCAGUCACGGGAAAAGCUAAAAGCAAGGGCUAUGGGUUCGUCGAAAUGAAUAAACAUGCCGACGCGCUUCGGCUUCUCCGUUGGGCAAACAACAACCCUAAUGUGAUGUCUUUGUUCGAGACGUGGUGGAAGGAGGAGUUGCAAGAUCUGAUCAAGGCGGAAAAGGCGAAGGGCGAAAACGAACAGGAUGAUACGCGGUUGAAGAAAAUGCAGAGUGAGCUGGAAAUUGAGAGUAGGAAAACUAAAGGCACUCUAAUUCUUGAAUUCUCAAUCGAGAAUAUCACGACCAUUCAGCGUCGAGAUCGAAAGGAAAAGACACAACAGGCUGUGACACAAGAAUCCGAUCAAGUGGCCAUUGAAGAGCGUCCCACUAAAAAACGACGCGUAUCAAAGGAUGGGCCAGAGAAAAAGCAGACAGAGCACAAUCCUGUUGGCUCUUUGAUCGGAAGGAAACGAAGGGAACGCAAGCUUGGGAAAGUGAAGGGCAAGUAG